AUGUACGCCUACGAGCGCAUCUUUAUUCGCCUGAUGGCGCAGUCGAGAAUUCACAUCUGCGCGACGCGCGGCUUUGCCAUUCUCGUCGAGUGGCUCUGCGUCAGCUACAUUGCCGCCAUUACGGCGCUGCUGAUGACCACCGGCGAUGCGGUGGGCGGCCUGAAUGGCUCACAGAUUGGCCUCUCCCUCUCUUCUUGUAUUCUCCUCGUAGGCGUCACCUCAUGGGGCGUAGAGUGUCGAGCUGAUUUGGAGAGUCACAUGGCCUCGGUGGAGCGGGUGGUCGCAUACACUAAACUGCACUCGGAGUUUGAGCUGGGGGACCAGAAGGAACCUGAGGGAGCUAGGUUUUGGCGAUCAAAGCAGACACUUCAGCUUCAGCAGCAACAACAAAAGCAGCCCCAGCAACAGCAGUCUUCCUCAUGUCCCUUCAUCACCGACGGAAAGAUCGUCUUUGAUCACGUUUUCCUCUCGUACAACCAAGUGGACGCCGUCCUGAAGAGCCUCGACUUUACCAUUGCCCCGCGCUCAAAGGUGGGCAUUGUCGGCCGGAGUGGCGCCGGCAAGAGCUCCAUCAUCACCGCCCUCUUCCGCCUGGUGGACAUCACCGGCGGGGAAAUACUGAUUGACGACACCAAUAUUCGAAACAUUCCACUGGAGACGUUGCGCAGCAGCAUCAGCUCCAUUCCACAGGAUCCGGUGCUCUUUAGCGGCACCAUUCGCUCCAAUCUGGAUCUGUAUGGGGAUCGUGGCCACUUUACUGAUCGACAGUUGUGGCAGGCGCUGGAGGAAGUGCAACUGAAAAGUGUUCUCGUUGAGGCGGGUAAAGAUUUGGACUCGCCCGUUCACGAGGGCGGCGACAAUUUUUCCAUUGGGCAGAAACAGCUUUUGUCGCUGGCCCGGGCCAUGCUGCAGCAGAAUAAGAUUCUCAUUCUCGAUGAGGCGACCUCAAAUCUUGACCAGGAGACUGAUCUGGCCAUUCAGCAGGUGAUUCGCUCCAAGUUUGUCGACUGUACGGUCAUCACAGUGGCGCAUCG
Messenger RNA from Rhagoletis zephyria (snowberry fruit fly), 1034 nucleotides. The record is from RefSeq and is a predicted model, not a curated record. NCBI's taxonomy places the organism in Eukaryota, Metazoa, Arthropoda, Insecta, Diptera, Tephritidae.